AAGGCGCUCUAAGCGAAUAAUGUGCGACGUCACUUCCUGUUGAUGUUUGAACUGUUUUCAAACAGACAGAGCGUAGCUAACUCCUCCCCCUCCCCCUCCCUUCCGUGCUUUCAUGAACUCGCCCAACCCCCACCCCCAAAUCCUUCUUGCCGUUUAUUGGCUGGAAUACUUUGUUUUGUUUUGUGCUGGCUAGGUUUGGCCAUUUGUUGAUAUUGCCGUUUGUGAAGCCUGGGCUAUCUACAGAGAUCGCGUUUUUUUACAGUUUGAUCAGCGGACAGGCAGCAAGCAGAUAGUGAGGAGAUGUUUCCGGUAUGUAACAAAAAAAUUUUUAUGGUCUAAAACGCUUCAAUUCGCUUAGAGCACCUUUAAGUUAAACUUAAAAAUAAAAUGCCACUAAUAAUCCAAGUAAAGCUUUUACUUGUUUUACUUGAAAUGUUGCGCUUUUAAAAAUCUGUUUGGAAAGUUUUAUGACUUGUUAUGACCAACUGAUGUCAGUGUGCUGUGACAACCCAUGUAAAAACCACAGUUUGUCCAUCGCUGCUUGACAUCCUGUUAGAUUUUUUUUUAAGUGUGCAGGUGCAUCAGCACGCAGUACUUGAACAUUCAAAAAAUAUGAAGGGCCUGUUUGUAUUGCUUCUAGCUCAGGUAAGUGCGCAGCUUCAGUGUGAUAAAACAAUGAUUGACACCACAAUUGGAGGCACAUUCACUAUUGUCUGCACCUACAAAACAAACCAGUUUAGAUUUAAUAAGAAGUACUGGUGUGUUGGAGACUCAAGAGCCUCAUGCGAGGUGCUGAUGGACACAGAUGGAUUUUCUCUGCCUAACUACAGAAAACGUGCUCAGAUCGUUGAUGACGUUUCUAGAGGAUUGAUUGUUUUUGUUAAAGAUUUACAGCUGGAUGAUACUGGAAUCCAUUGGGUCGGUAUUGACAAAAUCUAUGCUGAUAUAAUGUUAAGGAUCCAAGUUACUGUAAGAAAAGAAAAUGUAAUGAAACCAAACGUGUGGCCUCUCAGCUCCCUCGAGAUGACAUGUUUGGGACAACCUGUUACAUUUCGCUGUAGGAGUGAGAGAGGAACGGAUGUGCAGUACACCUGGUACAGAGUAGGACAUCCCAACAACAUUGUCCUGGACCAAACUCCUGAUUUUCAGUUCCACUGUUCAAACAGCACUGAAAACGAUCAGUUUUUCUGCUCUGCUUAUAAUGAUGUCAGCAAUCAGAACAGUGAAUGGAUUUCUGUGCAAAAUCUGCAGCCUGCAAACAUUGACUGUAUGUAUCUCAUCACAUCAAAGAUUCUCAGUAGUUAUGAGUGUAUUAGAAGCACAACAUCGCCCUCAACAACUAUCCAAGAUAAACUCUGGAGCUCCACAACGGCCUCUUACUCCGGAAGUCAAAAUCAAACAAUGUAUGUUAAUCAAACCUGCUUAACAGAAACCUAUUUUUUAUGGUCUGGUUUGCCACUGUGGUAUGAGUGUCUUCGUUGGGUUCUCUGUUCAGUUAUGAUCACUGCCGUAUGUGUAUUGCACAUCUGCACAAAAUCAAGAUCCAGAAGGCUCAAGGUUCAGGACAAACACCAUAAAAACAUCUGACUCAGAACCACGAUCUGGGCUUCCUUAUGAUUGUCUCUGUAUGGACUGCAUGUACACAUACUCUCUAUUCUAAGGGUGUUAAACUUCAUGAUAAAAGAAAUUACAGGCACACAUGAGGUCAUUUACACUAAAAGCAUCACUUUGUUACAUAUCAUCAUCAAAUUGUUUAUGUUUCACUAAAAAACGAAUAAGUUUUGCGUGAAAACUAUAUCUUUCUUUUGUAACUCUAAACAAACAACAGACUAUACUUGAGGGACUAUAGUUUGAAUCGGAAAGUGAGUGUAUAAGACCAAAUGCCAUCUGAAAGCCACAAUAUGUUCAACCUUACAUCCUGUUUAAUUUUAAACAACUUGUUGUGGUGCACAACACCAACACAUGCAUGUAUACAAAAAAACAUUAAGAUCCUGUCCAUUCUACAACAACUGACUUAUUUUAUGUAUUUCUAUGUGAAAAAUGUUUUUUUCCUGUUUAUCUGUCUUCAUUUACAUUGUUUCUUUGAAAUGUACUCAGUAAAUCUAUUUUUAAAAGAUGCUGUCAAAUAUACGGAUGUAUUUCAUAACUAUAUGUGAAUGGUAUAGUUCAGAGGCUACACCCAAUGUAAUAUUUUCAAAUAAUUUAAAGGACCGGAGUCAAUUAUUCCAUGGUUGCCACAAACAUUACCCUGGUGGUUAUUUUAAGACAUUUGACAGGUUAGGUGUGCGGUUUACAGAAAAAAAUCAACCCCCAUGAAACA
Messenger RNA from Paramisgurnus dabryanus, 2320 nucleotides. RefSeq lists its product as uncharacterized. Gene Ontology annotation, cellular component: plasma membrane. The record is from RefSeq and is a predicted model, not a curated record. Lineage: Eukaryota; Metazoa; Chordata; Actinopteri; Cypriniformes; Cobitidae. Gene Ontology annotation, molecular function: transmembrane signaling receptor activity.